Molecule: messenger RNA, 963 nt
Organism: Ochotona princeps (American pika)
Lineage: Eukaryota; Metazoa; Chordata; Mammalia; Lagomorpha; Ochotonidae
Gene: DCTN5
Product: dynactin subunit 5
Exons: 6
Coding region: 117-665 (182 amino acids)
Source: RefSeq, a predicted model, not a curated record
CACCGGAGGAGAGCUCACACAGGCGGAAGAGGAGGAGCAGCCGGAAGUAUCCUGAACCCUGGUUGUUCCGUCGCGGUUUGACAGUGGUUCGGAGCUGUGAGAAGGAGUCGGCGGUCAUGGAGUUGGGCGAGCUGCUCUACAACAAGUCCGAGUACAUUGAGACGGCCUCUGGGAACAAAGUCAGCCGGCAGUCAGUGCUGUGUGGAAGCCAGAACAUUGUUCUCAACGGCAAGACCAUUGUGAUGAAUGACUGUAUUAUCCGAGGAGAUCUGGCAAACGUAAGAGUUGGACGCCAUUGUGUUGUGAAAAGCCGUAGUGUCAUAAGGCCACCAUUCAAGAAAUUCAGCAAAGGUGUUGCGUUCUUUCCUUUACAUAUUGGGGACCACGUCUUUAUUGAGGAAGAUUGUGUGGUCAACGCGGCUCAGAUUGGUUCUUACGUUCACGUCGGCAAGAACUGUGUCAUUGGGCGCCGGUGUGUGCUGAAGGACUGCUGUAAAAUCCUUGACAACACAGUGUUGCCACCCGAGACUGUGGUGCCUCCGUUCACCGUCUUCUCAGGCUGCCCAGGACUCUUCUCAGGGGAGCUCCCUGAGUGUACCCAGGAGCUGAUGAUUGAUGUCACCAAGAGCUACUACCAGAAGUUUUUGCCCCUGACACAAGUCUAGUGUCUCUGCCCCACGCCUUGAAUUCUCUUGAACUCUAAGAUGAACUUGGAGACCGAGUCAGCUGGUUGGCAUCUGCACAGAGCUGACAUCUUCCACCCUCCUUUCUGUUGCUGUUGUUGUUCAGUUAGGAUUUUCCAAUCCACCAGAGCUCCGAGCUCUUAAGAAUUUAAUAACAGAACAUCUGGAGGAGUUGUCUCCAAAGGUUGUGUUUCCACCUUAUCUGUCAGCAGUCACUACAUACCUUUAUCUGCGGAACACAGAAUCGCCUGUUCUCUGAGCUCCACGGCCUCGAUCCUGU